Oreochromis niloticus (Nile tilapia) is the source of this 2053-nucleotide messenger RNA. Its product is annotated as deoxynucleoside triphosphate triphosphohydrolase SAMHD1. NCBI's taxonomy places the organism in Eukaryota, Metazoa, Chordata, Actinopteri, Cichliformes, Cichlidae. The record is from RefSeq and is a predicted model, not a curated record. The coding region runs from base 527 to 2017 and encodes 496 amino acids. Gene Ontology annotation, cellular component: nucleus. The transcript is spliced from 18 exons. Gene Ontology annotation, molecular function: dGTPase activity. Gene Ontology annotation, biological process: dGTP catabolic process; defense response to virus; regulation of innate immune response.
AGGAGAAUCAUAAAACACUAAAGAAAUAUAUCUGUAUAAAGCGAGAGGAACUUGCAGUACAUAGCAAUCAGAACUUGAUGUUGCUGACAGAGACAUCCUUCUUGUGCAGACUGAAGUUUAAUCGCCAUGGCCAAGCCUCCGUUUAUGAUGGGUCGUUACAAAUGGCUUGUUAAGGUGCUGUCAGUGGGUGCGGAGUGUAAGGGUGAGGACCCAAAUGCAGAACAAAAGAAGCCAACUUCAACAAAACAACAAAACACCACUGCUGAUAAUGAGGCGAAAAACAACAUUCCUAAGAAGCCACGCUUCUACAUUGAAGAACACAAGGUGUUUAAUGAUCCCAUCCAUGGUCACAUGGCAUUACAUCCAGUUCUUGUCAAGAUCAUAGACACGCCUGAGUUCCAGAGACUACGAAACAUCAAGCAACUUGGGGGGGAUUUAUUUUGUUUAUCCAGGAGCGUCCCACAACCGCUUUGAACACUCGAUUGGAGUGGCACAUUUAGCUGGUGAGCUUGCAAAAGCUCUGAAGAUGAAGCAGGAGAAGCAGAUCGAGCAGUUGGAGGAGUUGAAGAAGUUGAAGCUGCUGAUGGAGUUGACGCCGGAGGAGUUGAAGUUGAAGGAGUUGAAGCAUGAUGAUUUGGGGAUGUUGGAGAAGUUGGAGAAGUUGGAUGAUAAGGAGUUGGAGGAGUUGAAAAAUUUGAAGACUGAGGAAUAUGAGAAGUUAAACAAGUUUAAGAAGUUGAGGCCGGAGGAUGUGGAGAAGUUUGAGAAGUUGAGGGAGUUUAAGCCUAAUGAGUUGGAGAAGUUGAAGGAAUCACUCAUCAGUGACCGAGAUGUCCUCUGUGUGCAGAUUGCAGGUCUUUGUCAUGACCUAGGACACGGGCCCUAUUCUCAUUUUUAUGACGGGAUGUUUAUGGAAGCAAUCAGAGACAAAAAAGGCAAAGAAUUCAAUGGGAAGUGGGAGCAUGAGGAUGCCUCUGUUGAAAUGUUUAAUCACCUACUGGACAACACAGAUGGCCUGAAGGACAUGAUGAGGAAGUCUGGACUGAAAAUAGAAGGCGACGAUAAAACUGACCUGAAGUUCAUUGAGGAACUGAUCAGAGGACCUCCGAGGUGGCCGUAUAAAGGUCGAGAUGAGAAAAAAUCCUUUCUCUAUGAAAUUGUGUCAAACAAGGAAACCGGGAUUGAUGUUGACAAGUUUGACUACUUUGCCAGGGACUGCCACCACCUGGGCAUCCGGAACAACUUUGACCAUCAACGCUUCAUCAUGUUUGCCAGGGUAUGUGAUGUGAAUGGGCGGAAGCACAUUUGCUCUAGAGACAAGGAAGUGGCAAACCUGUAUGACAUGUUCCACACAAGGAACUCUCUCCACAGAAGAGCGUACCAGCACAGAGUAACCAAGAGUGUAGAAAUUAUGAUCAAAGACGCCCUCUUGAAAGCAGAUCAUCACAUCCUGACUAAAGGUUCAGGAGGGACAACGCUCUGUCUCUCCAAAGCUAAAACUGACAUGGAAGCCUACACAAAGCUGACAGAUCAAGUGAUUGAAAGAAUACUCCACCCUUGUUCUUGUUCAAAUGAAUUCACUCUCUCUCCUCUGGAGGAAGCAAGGAUGAUUCUGCAGAGGAUCAUGUCCCGAGACCUGUACCAGUUUGUGGGUGAAACCAAGCUCAAGAAAGAAGACCAAGAGGAAAUAAAAAAGAUGAAGGACAGGUUGGAAAAUGAACUGGUUAAAGUCAUUCGAAAGGACAACUUUGAAAUUACUGUUGUCACUUUGGACUAUGGGAUGAAAAACAAGGACCCCAUCAAUACCACAUAUUUCUACACUAAGGCUAACCCUACUGAAGCAUUCAAGAUUCCCAGAGAACAGGUGUCCAAGCUUCUCCCAGUGUGCUUUGCUGAGAAGAUCCUCAGAGUUUACUGUAAGAACUCAGCCAGUCUGAGAGAUGCUAAGUUCUGCUUUCAAAGCUGGUGUCACGAAAAUGACUUUCUAACUGAGGAUCGAGACAGAGCAACUCCAUGAAAUGAAGAUGUGAAACACUGAGAAAUGUAUUUUUUU